Messenger RNA from Vicugna pacos (alpaca), 1556 nucleotides. Its product is annotated as melanoma-associated antigen B3-like. The record is from RefSeq and is a predicted model, not a curated record. Lineage: Eukaryota; Metazoa; Chordata; Mammalia; Artiodactyla; Camelidae. Gene Ontology annotation, biological process: negative regulation of transcription by RNA polymerase II. Gene Ontology annotation, cellular component: nucleus.
AUGCCUCGGGGUCAGAAAAAUACGCUCCGCGCCCGUCAGAAACGCCACCAGGCCCGUGGUGAGACCCAGGGUUUGAGGGGUGCUCAGGCCACUGCAACCAAGGGGGAAGCGUUCUCCUCUUCACCCCCUCCUUUUGGAGCUACUACUCAGAGAAAGCGUGGUGCUGGGUCACGUGGUGCUCCCAAGAGGCCUCAGAGAGCUCUGCCCACCACCACUGUGUCUGCAGGUGUGUCUCGCACAAGAUCAUGCAAAGGAGCCAACAGCAAAAUUGAGAAAAAGCAAAGUGCCUCUCAGGCCCUGCUUUCUGCUGUGCGGUCUCAGAGAGACCCUCUAAGCAAUGCAGCGUGCAUGUUGGUGCAGUUCCUGUUGCACAGGUAUAAAGUGAAAAAGCCCAUUGUGAAAGCAGAUAUGCUGAAGAUCAUCAGUAAGAAGUACCAAAAUCGAUUCCUUGAGAUCCUCAAAAGAGCCUCUUUCAGCCUGGAGGUGGUAUUUGGUGUUGAUUUAAAGAAAGUCAACCUUCCCAAGCAUUCUUACAUCCUUGUCAGCAAGAUGGACCUCCCUCACAAUGGGACGGUCAGCCCAGGCAAGGGGUUUCCCAAGAGCGGCCUCCUGCUGAAUCUCCUGGGCGUGAUCUUCAUGAAGGGCAACUGCGCCACCGAGGAGGAGGUCUGGAAGUUCCUGAAUAAGAUGAGAGUCUACGCUGGGAAGAGACACUUCAUAUUCGGGGAGCCCAAGAAGCUCAUCACGGAAGAUUUGGUGAAGCUUAAGUAUCUGGAGUACCGGCAAGUGCCCAACAGUGAUCCAGCUCGCUAUGAGUUCCUGUGGGGUCCAAGAGCCCAUGCCGAAACCAGCAAGAUGAGAGUCCUGGAGUUUCUGGCCAAGAUUAAUCAUACCAUCCCCAGUGCCUUCCAGUCUUGGUAUGAAGAGGCUUUGAAAGAUGAAGAGGAGAGAGUCCAAGCCACAGUUACACUAAAGGCUGACACCAGUGCCGUGGCCAGUGGAAGUUCCAGUGUUAUGUCCAGCAGCAACUCCCACCCCUAGUGAAGUUGAGGCAGAUUCUGCACUUUGUAGUUGAAGAGAGCAGUUAAUGUUCCAAGUAGUGGAGGGCUGUGUGUGACUGAGGGAACACAGUGUAUAAUCCCUUUGUCUUCCUCUUCUGUAUGGGGAAUUGGGAGAGAUUUGUGUUUUGUUUUGUUUUGUUUUGUUUUUUUGCUCUUUGUCAAAUGUUACUCCUAGAUGAAGAUUUAGCUAGCAUCAUCAUCCAAGUUUCUGAGUUAUAUCCAUCACACAUACUGUUGUUUUUCAGGCCUCAGAGUAAGAAUUUUGCUGUUUUGUAAAAGAAAUUGAGAUAACUUCCAUCUUACUUAGUAAUCUGGUGCAAGAUAACAUGACAUUGCAAUGUGCAUUUCCUUGAAAAUGUGAAAAAAAUGUAGCAGUAAAAUAUGUGGCAUCGAGAAAUAUAGAAAAAGUAAUAUGCUCACUAUUUGGCUUCCUAAUCCCUUUCAUUUUGUGUUUUAAAAAAUUAUAAAUAAAAGUAUGUGCUUGGCUAAUUCUAA